Exaiptasia diaphana is the source of this 1732-nucleotide messenger RNA. RefSeq lists its product as uncharacterized. The record is from RefSeq and is a predicted model, not a curated record. NCBI's taxonomy places the organism in Eukaryota, Metazoa, Cnidaria, Anthozoa, Actiniaria, Aiptasiidae. The transcript has a single exon. The coding region runs from base 272 to 1147 and encodes 291 amino acids.
AUGGAACUGGUGGUUUUUACCUGUUGUAAAAGCUUAUUGCACUUGUUGUUCAAAUCGAUCAAUUUCUAAAGUUGUUCCAAUAUUGACAGAAGCGUUCGGUAUUUUGACAGCCCCACAAAGGAAAUGACGUAAACUACACAAUACUAUAUUGGAAAAAUCAUCUAGAAUUAUCUUUGAGCACAUCUGGUAGCUGCCGUGCGUCGUAAAGGUAGGGUUUUCCUUGCCGUUAGUUGACGCAUCGCACGCAUUUGCACCUCCUGCUUUGAAAAAAAUGGACGGCAUGGCUACGAGAAAAGUCAGUACUUCAAUGAAGAAUGCUAUUACAGCUAAUAGUUACCGAGGCCAUGCACUUGGAAAAACAGUAAAACAAUUAGAAGUUGAAAAAAACUUGAAGAUGUUGUCACUGCAAAUAAAAAAAGACGAAAUGAGGUUGUCUUCUUCCYCCAAACCGACAAGAAAGAAAGGGACCACAAGUGAAUACGAAGAACGCGAUGAAUCCAGUGAGGUCGUGAAAAUCGAGAGAAAGGGGACGCUGACAAACACCCAAAGACCUAAGCUUCUUCCUCUUAUAAGAAGCAAUUCAGCAAGCACUAGAAGAGAUGGGUUUUUAACUCAGCGAUCUUCAACUCUGGUGUCCACCAGUUCCUCUCCACCGUCGCCAAAGGCUGCACACGCCAACAAUUUCAACUCUUUAAGUCCUUUGUUUAAUGAUGUAAACAAAGAAAAAAUCAUUGACGACCGCCGAGUUGUUUCAACGAAACUGAGUCGUAACAACACAGCGUCGCCUAUUCUAACAGCAAAGUUCGCAAAAACAGAUCCAAGCAGUUCACCUCCUGGGGGGGUUGUUGUUCACCGUGGACUUGCAAUAAAGCCACUAUCCAUAACUUCGACAAGUAAACAACCACCGAAAGGAAAACAAAACGAAAAAGCAUCAAAGACAGUGUUUUCACGUCUUUAUCAGGUCCAACCCGUAAAACCUAAGAAAUCAAUAGCAGAGCUCAUGGAAAGAGGAGAAACACCUUCGCCGACACCUAGUCGACUUGAACGACGUCGRAGAUCGCUUUCGUUGCCCGAUUUAUCGGAAGCUAUGGAAGAUUUACGUAACUGUAGAUAUUUACGCAAGAACAGUAAGGAUGACAGCGAAUGACGUUUGAUAUAACUCUCGUAGAAACAUGACCUAUGGUUACAGUUAUUGUCACUURUGAAACCGAAACGAUCGUGAUGACUACUCAUCAGUAGUGCGCAUUUCAUUAAGACAGGUCGGAACCAGACCGAUCUAUUUAUAUAAGUAAAUCAUGCUUUUUGUUGAGAUUUUUCAGUAUUUUUUCAUGCUUUCCAUUAUACUUUUGGAUAUAAUUUAGAAAUCGAUUCUUCUGCCAAAAAAAAAAAGAUAAAUAUUGGAAUUCCCUUUUGUUCUGGCCAGUCAGUUCUGACAAAUGGAAAGCGCUCUAAUACAAAUUGYAAGUGAUGAACUUCGUCGAAAGAUAAAUACCGAUUAUAUAUAUAAAUGAAUCCCAAGAUGAACGCACGCAUGCAUAUGGCUGAUAAUGCACUAUGGAAUUAUGCAUGGGAUGCACAAUUGGCAGAAGUAAAAUUAAAAUUAAUUAAUCUAGUAAUUGAUAUUUUGUCAGAACUCUUGACGUACAGGUGUAUAAUGACUGUGAGUUAUCUGCAUAUUUAUUUAAUAUUAAUUAUUAAUUGUAAUUGUCAAUCAUACUAAAUAAUAAAUAUA